CAGCAGGGGGCGCUGUUGCCCCUUCCUCUUCCACCAGUACGGAAACAGCCGCCGGGCUAAGAUGGCGGCGCCCAUGAAUCACGGAGCGUGAAGAGAGAGAGGCCUGGAUUGUGUACAGAAGCAGAUGCCAUGAAGCGGGCGGCCUCUAUCUCCUCAGCGUCCGGAAUUGGCCGGAGCCGCAAUGGGAGACGAGGGCGGCAGCAGCAGAAGGCCGACAACCUACAGAAACUGGGGCUGGCGGUGAGGGAGUUCGUGGAGGCGGCUGCUGCGGGGGGAAUCGAAAGCGGCGGCGGGUUCUCCUCUCCUCCCGGGGUACCGCUGCAGCACCAGCAGCCCCCGUCAGCGUUGCGGAGCAGGAAGAGCCGCCGGGAGCUGCGGCGAGAAAAACGCAAGCUGAAGCGAAGGCGGCGGCGGCUCUUGGGCGGCGGUGAGACGGCAGCGGAGGUGAAAACCUCUGGAAAGAAGGAGCAGCCGCCGAAGGGGGAGAAGAAGAACAACAAGCCGGUGCUGCCUCCGCUUCCUCAGGCCCCCGAGCGAGGGAAGAGUCUCCCCGCCUCCGAAGGCCAACGAGAGCGACCCGGGAAAGCCUCCCCUUCCGCCUCAUCGGCCCUGGCGCGCAAGCGAGCUUUGCUGGCGGCCAACGAGGCGGAGGAGAGGAAGAUCCGGCGGUUGGAGAGGCAGCUGGGGCUGAGCAAGCGUCGGAAGAAGAAGCAGGAGCAGCAGGAGGGGCGGAGGGGAGCGGCGGCGGCUUUGCCUCCAAGCUUCGCCAGGGACGGGCUGGGCUACGUGUUGGGAGCUCUGGAGUCGGGAGCCACCUUCUCCGGCCUAUACGAGAGCAGCGAGGGAGAAGGAGAGGAGGGAGAAGGGAGGGAAGAGGAGGAGGAGGAGGAGGAAGAAGAGGAGGAGGACUUAGUUGUGGGGGAAGACCCACGAAGCUCAGACGAAUCCACUGUGGAAGGAGAAAGUGAAAGCGAAGAGGAAGAAAGUAGGUCCCUCAGCAGCUCAGAGCCUGGAGGCAAGGAACCCACCUCCCCCAGAGACAAGGAUGAGAAUCCUUGCCAAGAUGCUACAAAGUAUAUUCCCCCUCAAAUGCGAAGGUCUGAAGAGACAAUAGAUGCCAAAAAAAGGGAAGAAUUGGAAAGGCUGAGGAAAGCAUUGAAAGGUCUAACUAACAGGUUGAGUGAACCAAAUUUAGCCUCUAUAAGUGGACAGUUAGAGGAGUUAUACAUGGCAAAUAGUAGAAAAGAUAUGAACGAAACACUGACUGAUAUCGUUAUUAGUGUUUGCGUUACAACAUCGGCAAUGCCUCCCAGGCUGGUGAUGGAACAUGUACUUUUAGUUAGCAUCCUUCACCGAACAGUUGGAAUUGAGGUUGGUGCUCAUUUUUUGGAAACUGUGGUGAGGAAAUUUGAUGAAGUCUACAAAAUUGACACUGAAGGGAAAGAAUGUGAGAACGUGCUUGCCUUAAUUGCUCAUUUGUAUAACUUUCAUGUGGUGCAUUCAUUGCUGAUAUUUGACAUCUUAAAGAAGCUUGUUAGCACUUUUUCUGAAAAAGAUAUUGAGCUAAUUCUGCUGCUGCUGAAAAAUGUGGGCUUUUCCUUGAGGAAAGAUGAUGCUUUGGCACUGAAAGAACUUAUCAUGGAGGCCCAGAAAAAAGCAAACGCAGUAGGAAAGCAGUACCAGGACCAGUCAAAGGUAUGCUUCAUGUUGGAGACUAUGCUGGCACUAAAAAAUAACGACAUGAGAAAAAUCCCUGGUUAUGAUCCUGAGCCAGUUGAGAAAUUAAGAAAGCUGCUGAGGACACUGGUUCAUAAUAGCAGUUCUGGAAAAGAAGCUCAACUUCGAGUAUCAUUGGAAUCUCUCCUCAGUGCUGAUCGAGUUGGUCGGUGGUGGAUUGUUGGAUCCUCUUGGAGUGGAGCUCCAAUGAUUGAUGGCACCAGCAGCAAAAUUCAACAAAUACUACCUGAAGGAAAGGUGAGUUCAAAGAUUCUGGAACUUGCUCGUAAACAGAGAAUGAACACAGACAUUAGGAGGAAUAUAUUUUGUAUCUUGAUGUCUAGUGAAGACUUUUUGGAUGCCUUCGAAAAACUUUUAAAGCUUAGACUUAAAGAUCAGCAGGAGAGAGAGAUUGUCCAUGUCCUCAUAGACUGUUGCCUGCAAGAGAAGACUUAUAACCCCUUCUAUGCAUAUUUGUCUGCCAAGUUCUGUGAAUAUGAAAGACGAUUCCAGAUGACAUUCCAGUUCAGUAUAUGGGACAAAAUCAGAGAUCUGGGAAACCUGUCCACUACGGCUUUCUCCAACUUAGUUCAUCUCUUGGCUCAUCUGUUGAAGACCAAGUCUCUCUUCCUUACUGUUUUCAAAGUAAUUGAAUUCAGUGAUUUAGACAAGCCAAAGGUCCACUUCUUACGACAAGUGUUAUCUGCAUUAUUCUUAAAAACAGAUCCAGAAGAACUCAACCACAUCUUUGGAAAGUUGGCUGACAACCCCAAACUGGGUAUGCUGCAUGAAGGCUUGAAGCUGUUUCUCACCCAUUUCUUGCUGAGGAAUAUUCAAACUCACAAAAGUGUUAAAGAAGCCACUUUGCUAAAAGAAAGAAUUGAACUAGUAACUAGGACUUUGAAAGCAAAAGAAUCUAGAUUAAAGUUAUAGUGUUAAAAAUUAUUAGACCUAUCUGUGUGGGAAAUGUGGACUUAACUGAAAGCACAUGAGUUGAAUUUGAACUGCAGACAUCAUGUUAUCAACUGUCCCUUCACAAGAACACGGUGCAGGAUUAGGUUUGAUAUUCAAACUGGUUUGUAUUUAUUUUUUAAAAAAUAUGUCCAUAUUUGAAUGGUGACAAUUUUACAUGGUCAUUCUUUAUUAUUCUAUUUUUAAGACAAGGUCACUAGUGAAAUCUAAAUAUACAGUGUAUUUUUAAAAUUAAAAAUUUAGUUUUAUACUUUAACUCUGACACUUUAAUAUAGCGUUGAACCUCUUUCAAAAACAUAUCAAGUGAGUGAUAUUGCAACAUCAGUGUGUAGUGCUAAUUUAAAUUAUUUAUUUCUUACCCAAUUCUGAUUCCUUUCAAGUUUAAUACCUUCUUACAUCUUUCCCCCCUAAUUCAUUCUGCUAAAAUGUUGAUAGAUAAUGCAAACAAUACAUAAGAUGUUUCUCCAGCAGCUCAUUCAUUAUAUCAGUCUUUUUCCUGAUAUACUGAACUUAGUUUUCAUAUUCUUCCCCCCACCUUUUUUUCUCAUUUCUUAUCCUGUGUGACCAAAGUGUGGUGAAAAGCCUACAAAUAUAAAUAAAUGAAAUAUUAUUUCCAUAAAAGUCCAUCCACAAAUUUCUUUGCUUUUCUUAAUCUUUUAUGUAUUCCUGUUCUCAAAUGUGAACUUCUUUACAAAAAUGUCUUGGUUGCUUCUGGAGUUAGAAGUACCCACUCUUUUUCCUAAACUCAGAGUGGGGUACCUGCCCCAACUGCACAGGGCUGAUGGGAGUUGAAGUCCAUCAACACUUGGAGGGCCACAGGUUUUCCACUCCUGCACUAACGCCUUCUUUUUAGAAUCGUUUGUUGAAAAAAUAAUCACUUGCUGCCAUUGAUUAGUCAUACAGACUUAUCAAAAUAUACCAUACUGAUUUACAAAUAUAUAUACAUUCAUUAAGGAUAACAGCCAGUUUUAAUUAAAGCUCAAGACACAAGUAAAUUGCUUACUUGGAUGUAACUAGAUUUUGUGUUCUACUAAGAAUUAAAUCAAGGCCUUGUUAUCUGACUCUUAGAUUGUCUUUGUUUAGAUAAUGAAAGUUAAAAUAGAUGUGUAAGACCACAGGUGUACACUUAUGUCUGCAUGUGAAUAUUACAUCAAGCAAAUGGAAAUUAUGUUGUUUAUCAUUUCAUAUAAUACUAAUAAACCAUCUGCAAAAGCCUUACUCCACAGUGG
Messenger RNA from Rhineura floridana, 3917 nucleotides. It is a transcript of the gene NOM1, whose product is annotated as nucleolar protein with MIF4G domain 1. Lineage: Eukaryota; Metazoa; Chordata; Lepidosauria; Squamata; Rhineuridae. The record is from RefSeq and is a predicted model, not a curated record. Gene Ontology annotation, biological process: ribosomal small subunit biogenesis. Gene Ontology annotation, molecular function: protein binding; RNA binding. Gene Ontology annotation, cellular component: nucleolus. Bases 130 to 2649 code for a protein of 839 amino acids. The transcript is spliced from 11 exons.